This is a messenger RNA of Talpa occidentalis (Iberian mole), 2514 nucleotides long. RefSeq names its product potassium voltage-gated channel subfamily E regulatory subunit 3 (gene KCNE3). The coding region runs from base 967 to 1278 and encodes 103 amino acids. Gene Ontology annotation, biological process: regulation of heart rate by cardiac conduction; negative regulation of delayed rectifier potassium channel activity; membrane repolarization during action potential. The transcript is spliced from 6 exons. Lineage: Eukaryota; Metazoa; Chordata; Mammalia; Eulipotyphla; Talpidae. Gene Ontology annotation, molecular function: potassium channel regulator activity; transmembrane transporter binding; voltage-gated potassium channel activity involved in ventricular cardiac muscle cell action potential repolarization. The record is from RefSeq and is a predicted model, not a curated record. Gene Ontology annotation, cellular component: membrane.
UUAUCAUCAAAGGUCUCACAAUGCAGUAGAUGAGGCUGAAAAUAGUUACUUUUACCAAUUGUAGUAAUAAAUAGUUCUAUAGUGUAAGGCCUGGGCAGGAUGUGGGAAGGAGCUCUAACUGAGUCAGGGCUGUUUCCUCAAAGCUGGCCUUAAGAACCACUUACAUCAGAAUUGUUUGGGAAGCUUUUUUUUUUUAAUGCUGAUUUCUGGGCUUCACUCCAGAUCUCCUGAAUCAGAACCUCUGGAGUGGAACCCAAAAUUCUGCUUUACCAAAACAAGUUCUGAGGCGAUUCCUAGGAAGGCUGAAAUUUGAAACUGCAUGUCCAGGGUCAGGAGGACUUCUCUGAGAGGUGAUCUCCAAACUGAAAAAAUGGAGUGGGUUGGAUCUAAACAAGUAAUUACAGAAACAACGUGGAAACAGCAUGUUCUGAUGAAGAUUAACAAUUAUGUACAACAUUCCUUCCACGCGCCUGAAGUGUCAACAGUAAGGAAGUAACAGUUUGAGUGGGGACCUGGUGGCCAGAAAGUGAAAGGUGUUUUGGGACAAGGACCAGUGAGGUGUGGCUGGACAACACGUGUCUGGAAAUCCCAGGGCCUGUUGAGACUUGGAGAGAGGAGACAUGGACUCAGGUCAAGGGUCAGCACAGUGACUUGGGGUGAAGUGCGGGACAGACGUGCAGACGGGCGCCCUUUGGAACCUCGCCCAGAAGCAGCCCGCAUACUCCAUGUGACCUGAAGUGAAAAGACAACUGGACCUGGGGAUGUCCCAUCCAGAAAGCAGAUGAGCUCAGAUCCAAGAUUCCCGAAGUCAGUACCAAGACCCCAGAUGUGUCCAGAGACAUCCUGAACAGAAAAAGGGACUGAGGAGCCUUAGAGCACCCACAAGGAUAUUCUUGAAGCCAACACAGAACCAGGGAUUUUCCAGUUUGAGGUUCUCUGAUUCUCCCCCACCUAAUCCCUGUUGCCAUGGAGAUCACCAAUGGGACUGAGACCUGGUUUGAGAGCCUACACACUAUGCUGAAGGCUCUAAAUUCCACUCUUCACAGCAAUUUACUCUGCCGUCCGGGGCUGGGACCAGGGCCAGACAACCUGACUGAGGAUCGGCGGGCCAGCCUACCUGGCCGUAAUGACAACUCCUACAUGUACAUUCUCUUCGUCAUGUUCCUAUUUGCUGCUACUGUGGGUAGCCUCAUCCUGGGAUACACCCGCUCCCGCAAAGUGGACAAGCGCAGUGACCCCUAUCAUGUGUACAUCAAGAAUCGAGUGUCUAUGAUCUGAUGCUAAGGGCCCUGGCAUGGCUGAAGAUCAAGAUGACCGAGAAUUAUCUUCUGGGGCCUCUCGGACUCAGUCAUGAACCACAGGAGUCUCGGAUUUCCUAUCUGUAAGAUCAACAAGAAGCAGUUGUAAGGGGUCUUUACUGGGGUGGGGGCAGAAGGGCUGGAAGACCUGCGACUGAUGGAUAAGGAUUUUUUCCAGCAAAGACAGAUUUUAUAGACAAUGGGAUCUCCAUGAACAAAUAUAUAGAGGUAGUGAAAAUAAUAACCAGCGGCUGAUCCACUGGCUAGAUUAUUUAGGCACUUGCGCAGAAAGAGAAGAAGUUAUAGAAGAGUGAAGUGAAAUAGAAAGGUGCACCAAGGAUUUCUUAAGUGUCAUCUUCAGUGACCAUGAGAGGCAGCAAUGAUUAUCCCAUAUCACAGCUAGGAAAUCUGAGCAAUGUCACUCACAUUUGUUCACAUUUUAUGUUUUCCAACACAUUUGUUAUUUUACAACCUGUGAGAGGAUCAGGACAAGUGCCAUCUGGGCCAAAGCAGUGCCACAACUAAAAUCCAGGAAGUCUGGUCUUCUUGCCUAGUGCUUUACAAAAGUCUUUUCCCCACAGGCGUGCUCCACAGCCCCAGUCGCGGGCACUUCACCUCUAACACAGCCUCUUCCAUUUUGAUCAAGUCCUAUGAGAAAUGUUCUGAUACCAAACUGAAAUCAGUGUCAAGAAGAUCAUUACCACAUACAUCUCAAAAAUGAUUCUAUUGAAAGAAACAGCAUGUAGGUACCUGGUUCAGUGGAAAGAGAACUAAUGAGGUAUAAGGCUCUAGCUGGUCACUUCUCUGAGCCCUUCCCCUCUUCAGCAUAAUGAAAUAGACCGAGAGUCCCAAAGGGCUCUACCACUUCUGACAUUCUAGGCUUCACCUGCACUAGGUUGUACAUAUAAACUUGCUGUGUUUUUACAGGUCAAAAACAGUUGAUGAGUGGUAGUUUCAUAUGGUUCAUUCUAAUAUAUGCAGCGUGGCAGAAUACUUCACAAGCUGCAAAUCUCAGGUUGGACCCUCCUACUGUUCUGUUUGAUUUCUUUUUAAGGGGUCUCCAUGGCAACUCCAGAAGGCCCUACUGGAACAAACAUACUUGUGUAUAGCAAAGAAUAUUUGAUAGCAAUAAUCUCUAAGGAGAAGGAUUAUGGGUGAUACGUCUUUCCUACUUUAAAAAUUUAUGUAGGGCCUCCCCGGUGGCGCAGCGGUUGAG